GUUGAAAGUCGAAGAUGUUGCCGGCUUUUUAUCAUCUUAUUGUUUUCUUAUUUUUAGCGUAUUCUCUUACUUACAACCUUUUAAAGGUUCAGGAUGACCCAGGAUCCAACGUUUUAACCUACCGGGGAUAUGGAGGGAAAUUCAAAUUCCUUACUUUUUGGCUUUUCUUACUUCAGACAUUCUACUUUGGAUUUUCUGUAGUAAAUGAUAUUUUUGGAUCCAACAUCCGGCCUUCACAGUCAAAGCGCUUCCCUCGCUCUAGAUUACAAAGAUGGCGGGACACCCUUCUGUCCAGUAUUGUUUUUCCAGUAGGAUUGUUUGUAGUGUGUACAUUUUGGGGGAUAUACCUUGUAGACAGAGAGUUGGUUUAUCCUCAAAAGCUAGACAAAUUUAUUCCAUCCUGGCUAAACCAUGUAAUGCACACCACUAUAUUGCCUCUCCUGCUAGGGGAGAUGUGUUUGGUCUACCACCAUUUUCCCUCACGCUCCAGAGGGCUGAAGAUCCUCAUGAGCUUUGCUCUAUCAUACCUCAUUUGGAUACUUUGGGUGGCCUACUAUGCAGAUAUAUGGGUGUAUCCGAUUCUAAAAAUAAUGGCACCACAUGAGAGGGUCAUCUUCAUCGCAAUCCUGAUGGCUCUGUUUGUCAGUAUCUACUUGGUGGGGGAAGGCCUAAACAAAUUCCUGUGGGGUAAGGAGAGGAGAAGCUACCAGUUAAUGUUGCAGAAAUCACGGAGUUGAUACAUCAGCACACAGACUUAAGGUCUAUUGUGAUAGGUCCCUGUAACCAUAGUGAUAAAAGUGAUACAGAGGAAGCUGUAUAGGGGCCAACAAUUCGUACACUUACAUUUGAAAUUUGUGAUUAUUUGUGAUUAUUUGAUUAGUGAUUAUUUGAUUUGUGAUUGUGUUGUUUGAUAUAUUGCAAAUUUGCAUAAAUUACGUAUGGUACAUCUAAGCCAGUGUCGCUUUAAGAUAAGAUGUUAUUACAUAGGAGAGAAACAUUUUUAUAACUUAUCUUUCUAAACUUUAAAUUAAACAGUUUGUAUGCUGGUUCCUUCUCAUUGUUUAAGUUCAAUUGAAUACUAAUAACACUUAAAUAAGUAUUUAAAUGACUUAAAAAAUACUUAAUAGUUAUGUAAAAUUAUAUUUUAACAAUUCUUUAUUUAGUUAACCUUACUUUCCAGUGGAAAUACAAUGUAGUAAAUGUGGCUAUCUGGAAAAGAGCUUAGAGUUUAUGUAAAUCAGUUUCUGUGAUAUUUGAAAUGUGUGUAAAUCUGGAUCUUGAUUUUUAACUUGUGAUUAUGAAAAUUCACAUUUGAUAUUCUUAAGUGUUUUUUAGUUUUUAAAAUUUGACCUUGAUUACUCAAGACCCCAAAUUCAUAUUUUAAGACUAUACUAGUCCAUAGAUAAUGUACUCAAGUUCCUAACAUCUAGUCAAAUUUAACAGCCUUAUAUGAUUUAAUAUUCUCAUUCUCCUUUUGUAAUACCAUGGAAUGUGUUCGUUUUGCAUGUUUUACAGGCUAAUCAAUUGUGUUUAUAUUCAACAGCAUUAAUUAAAACAACACUUUUAUAUAUAAUGGCAAUGUAUAGAUUAUAUAAGAUGAUUUGGUGCAUUGUUCGUUUUAGGUAAGUUGUAAUUUGUCAGUACAAACCCAACUACUGACGUUCUUUACCCGUAUUAUAAACAACUUUAUAAUUACCAUAUUUAUCCUUCAAUAAGCCCAGAGGGCCAACAUAUUAUUGCUUACUGAAAGUAGGAGGAUGGGCUAAUUACAUUAUUGGCAUUUUUCUUCUACAGUAAUUUAUAUUGUUGGGCCUCAAUACCAAGCAUGGGCUUAUUGCCGGGUAAAUAUUUUCACUCAUUAUUAAUACAGGUAGCAUUAAUUUUGAAAAGAAUUUCAAAAUUACUACUGCUUGAAAACCUGUAAAAAGAAGAGAUUUUUUUAUUGGCAUGACGAUAGCAUUAACAGAUCAUUUCUAAAAAGAAACCCAUACUUUGCGGAACUUUUACUAAGAAAUAAUAAUGACGAAAUAAAAAAAAACUAACGUCAACUAUGUUCUGUGAGAGAAAAAAACUACAUAUCCCCAGACCAGGAUUCGAACCCUUGACCUCUGAUCAUUAUAAAGUCACUCUAGCCUACUGCAAAAAAGGAGAUCGUCGAUAGUUACCCUGCCCUGUCAAAGUCCAACUACAGUUACAACGUAUAUAUACAAUAGGAGAGGUCACUGUUUGUAUGAAAAACUGCGUUUUAAAUGAAUGUUAGUGAAGUGUUUAAAACACACAUGUUACAUGUCGGUUAACGUUGUAAAUAUAUAUAUAUAUAUACAUUUCAAUGCUAAUGCGCAAUUUAGUGAUAUUUUCUCGCUAAAUUGUAUGGAACAUAUAUAUAGAACCAAUAAUGUUAAAAAGAGUCAAACUUUAUAACCUUAUGAAGUGUAUCGGAGUGGGUUAGUCUGUGGGGUGCUGAGUGGGUUAGCCUGUGGGGUGCUGAGUGGGUUAGCCUGUGGGGUACUGAGAGACCUUAACAACAAGUACACUCUACAAUUAAGACUAUUUUUAAUAGUAUUGACAAAGUGGAGCAUAUCUGAGGCUUGGGUACUUGAUUCUUUGGUUUGCUAGGACUCUAUGGCAGUGCCUCAGGUACUUGUGGAGUCUGUUAACUUGUAAGUGUGUCCAAUUCAAUGUCUACAAUUUUUCAGUAAGGUUUAUGAUGUCGUAAUAAUUGUACAAAAAAUAUACAAAUGAUAUAUUAAACACUUAUGUAAUGGCGAUUGUCUUAUGUCUAUACUAUACAAUUUAUUACAAUAUUACAUGUAUGCGAUAUUCAAUCAUUACAUGAUGACAAAUGAUGUACUCCUGUUGUAUGAGCUAGAUGCUGAGCGUGAGUGUAUUGUGUAUGUUGUAUACAUUCCUGUAUAAUGUUUUGUGAUGUCUUUGAAAUGUGAAGAAAAUCAAUAAACACUCUGAAAUUUAAAUAAGAAAGAAAUAAAAGUUAAGAAUUCACAAGCCCCAUGUAUUGAAUUUGAAUUUGGAUAUAUACUGUAUCGUAAUAUGAUUAUUAUAAUCUAUGCAAGUGUCCAGCUGACCACUUUAUUCAUAUUUUAAAGGACUCUUGAGCAGACAAACCUGUAGUGGCAUAUUUAGAGAACUCAUAGAGUUUCUUGUUACAUUCUGUAUAUAUAUAUAUAUACACGUAUUCAGACUUUUAGGUCUAUAAACGUUCUCAAACAUUUCUUCAGUAUUUUCUCUUUUUGCUUCAAUUAACACUGUCAUUUGAUAUAUGUCAAUCAUCUAGAUUGGGAAAAAAGACUUUGAAACUUGCUCAAAAUCCAACAUUCAUCAAUGAGGCUGAAAAAAUAUUACUAUACGUUAAGUUAUUAUCAAUAUCAUUUCUGCAUAUCUGGUGAAAAAUAAGCGAUGCAAUCUAAUUUGAUGGACUCUCGCUUAUUAAUCAUCAGAACACCUCCUACCCCGAAAAUCCAUAUAUCUCUCAUAACAACAUUCCAAACAUAUGCUUAAUUUUUUAAACAAACAAACCCUAGCAUACUCAUUGUCUUGCCAAAAUACCACUCCAUACUUCAACCUCAGUCACAGGUACCAGGUGCUAAUUUAUGGAAGGUUAUAUUUUAGAGAUAAUUGUCACGGUCCUAUGCUGUAGUUUUACUGAGUUAUCUACCGCGUCUGUCAUUCGAGGUCCACAUCUGUGUUUAUAAAAUAUAUUGGUGUCUUAUAAUUGCCAUGUGAAAGUGGCCAAUAA
Molecule: messenger RNA, 3754 nt
Organism: Mizuhopecten yessoensis (Yesso scallop)
Lineage: Eukaryota; Metazoa; Mollusca; Bivalvia; Pectinida; Pectinidae
Product: androgen-induced gene 1 protein-like
Exons: 6
Coding region: 15-737 (240 amino acids)
Cellular component (GO): membrane; endomembrane system
Source: RefSeq, a predicted model, not a curated record